Messenger RNA from Pseudo-nitzschia multistriata, 971 nucleotides. Lineage: Eukaryota; Bacillariophyta; Bacillariophyceae; Bacillariales; Bacillariaceae. The record is from the annotation of a GenBank genome assembly.
CGUUACUCGUACCCGUCGUCAACAGCUGAUGCCCAACAGACCCAGUACGUUACCACAGGCUGUCAUACCAACACUUUGAGUGUAUUAACUUCUAUUUGACCCAGGAGUAGACCUGUGAGUUGUCUACACAACGGUGCGGUAUUUCAUUUCGUUGUUUAAAAAGAUAUCCCCUCCUUUACCGAAGUCAACAUGCCUCCGUUUCCACGACCACAAAACUUGAACAGUGCCUUUCAGAUGGCAUCCGAUCAAGCCAAGCAAAGGCUACCGGAAUUAACUCAUAAUCAACAGGUAUGUUGCCUGUUCGAGCGUCUUUGUUGUUCGUCAAUGAAUUUUCCAGGAUACAUUUACAAAUUUGUGGCGGCCUUCGCGAUUGAUACAAGUAACGGCAACAUGCAAGGGCACAAACGUUGAAGAGAUAAAUGUUCCCUUGUUUCUUUUUUGAAUCUAAUGUCAACAAACCUGUUUUCUUCCAUCCUUGUGUUCUAUGAUUGCACGAAACAAUAACAAUGAUAAUGAACCGAUAACAGGUAGCACGAUUGUACCGAGCCUCACUGAAGCUCCUGAGCAGUUGGUGUAUCGAUCGGGAUAUUUUCAACGAAGAGGCUACCAAAAUAAGAUUUCAGUUCGACGAAGAACGAGGCUGCCGACCAGAAAAGGCGACCCGGUUGUUGCGAGAGGGAGAAGAAAAACUCUGGAACUACACGCAUCCGGAUCAUUACCGCAACCCCAUCAUGCCCGGUGGGUCUAAAUUCAUGCGCAACCCUCCCUUGCCUAUGGACGUUUGCUUUCCCGACGGAAACUACCCCGCAGAUGCUCCAACUUAUGAAAUCGACCCCGAUUGGAGCAAAUCUGACCCUUCCACAAAGGGGUACAGUUUGAUCGAUUAUGUUAAAAAGAACAUGGAGUAAAUUCACCGCUGUCGCUGUUGAAUAAUACUAUAUUGCAGGUAACAAUAUAAUUAUUUAAAGGAA